CCCCAGACACCCCAGAAAACCGCAACAACAAAGCUCCCAGCAUACUACUCGCUCGCACCCACCGUUCCCUCCCCCUUCACAGGGAGCCUAGAAACAAGUCUCGAUGCAAUUCUCGCCUUCGGCCAACUCUACGCUGCAAUCCCCGGCGUCACACCCCUCAUCACCAAGCUCCUGGAGCCCGUGUCCACCGACACAGACUGGGUCGCUAUCAUGACUGCGUUGGAAACAGCGACACCGCUGCACGCCCAGUACCUCAUGACAGAGCUCCUCUUCCUCCUCACGCGCACACUUCUCCCAGAGCAAAUCGCAGAGAACAGGGCAAUGCUAAGUCGUCUUUACGAGCGCAAGAAACAGCUCGCGAUACGCUUGCUACUCCGGUACGACAUGCUGCGGGAAUGGAUCAUGGAACCGAGCCAGUCUUCGUAUCGGGAGCAGCCGAUUGUCGUUGCGUCGACGGGGCCGGUCGCGGGGUUCGUGGCUCCAGAGCCUGUUGUCGGUGUUGCGUCGCUAAAUUAUCCGUAUCGGCGGCCGCUGCUGUUGAAUGUGAUUCCUACCUUAAUUGCGGCGCCGGCGGGGGGUUAUGCGUCGCAGAGUGCAAGGGAUCGGAUGAGGCAUCAUGUUACGGUGUUGGAUGGGUAUCUUAUGCUUAGGGAUGAGGAGGUGGAGAAGUGGAGUGAGGGAAGGUUGAAGAGUAAAGUGUGUUUUGUGUUGAUGCAUUGGCAGUGGUUGAGGGGGAAUAAUGCUACGUUGGAUGAUUUGGAGGUGUUAGAUUGGGAGGGGUUGGAGGGCAAGGCGGAAGAGUGCGGGUGGAUUGGGGAUGAUACUACUAGGGUU
Messenger RNA from Bipolaris sorokiniana ND90Pr, 834 nucleotides. RefSeq lists its product as uncharacterized. The transcript has a single exon. Lineage: Eukaryota; Fungi; Ascomycota; Dothideomycetes; Pleosporales; Pleosporaceae. The record is from RefSeq and is a predicted model, not a curated record. The annotation marks the transcript as partial.